Molecule: messenger RNA, 2520 nt
Organism: Rattus rattus (black rat)
Lineage: Eukaryota; Metazoa; Chordata; Mammalia; Rodentia; Muridae
Gene: Cnga2
Product: cyclic nucleotide gated channel subunit alpha 2
Biological process (GO): potassium ion transport; monoatomic cation transmembrane transport
Cellular component (GO): intracellular cyclic nucleotide activated cation channel complex; plasma membrane
Molecular function (GO): intracellularly cGMP-activated cation channel activity; protein-containing complex binding; voltage-gated potassium channel activity
Source: RefSeq, a predicted model, not a curated record
AUGAUGACCGAAAAAUCCAAUGGUGUGAAAAGCUCUCCAGCUAAUAACCAUAACCAUCAUCCUCCUCCUUCUAUCAAGGCCAAUGGUAAAGAUGACCACAGGGCAGGAAGCAGUCUGGCAGCUGAUGAUGACACUUCCUCAGAACUACAAAGGCUGGCAGAGAUGGAUACCCCUCGGAGGAGGGGUGGCUUCAAAGGUAAGAUUGUUCGCCUGGUGGGGGUCAUCAGGGACUGGGCCAACAAGAAUUUCCGUGAAGAGGAACCAAGGCCUGACUCCUUCCUAGAGCGUUUCCGUGGGCCAGAACUCCAGACUGUGACAACCCAUCAGGGGGAUGACAAAGGCGGCAAGGACGUCGAGGGAAAGGGCACCAAAAAGAAAUUUGAACUGUUUGUUUUGGACCCAGCCGGAGACUGGUAUUACCGUUGGUUGUUUGUCAUUGCCAUGCCUGUUCUUUACAACUGGUGCCUGUUGGUGGCCAGAGCCUGCUUCAGUGAUCUACAGAGAAACUAUUUUGUGGUAUGGCUGGUGCUGGACUACUUCUCAGACACUGUCUAUAUCGCAGACCUCGUCAUUCGGCUGCGCACAGGCUUCCUAGAACAGGGGCUCUUGGUCAAAGAUCCCAAGAAAUUGCGAGACAACUAUAUUCACACUUUGCAGUUCAAAUUGGAUGUGGCUUCUAUCAUUCCCACUGACCUUAUCUAUUUUGCUGUGGGUAUCCACAGCCCUGAGGUACGCUUCAAUCGUCUAUUACACUUUGCCCGUAUGUUUGAGUUCUUUGACCGCACUGAGACACGCACCAGCUACCCCAACAUCUUCCGAAUCAGCAAUCUGGUCCUUUACAUCUUGGUCAUCAUCCACUGGAAUGCUUGUAUUUAUUAUGCUAUUUCUAAGUCCAUUGGCUUUGGAGUUGACACCUGGGUUUACCCCAACAUUACUGACCCUGAAUAUGGCUACCUGGCUAGAGAGUACAUUUACUGUCUUUACUGGUCCACACUGACCCUCACCACCAUUGGAGAAACACCACCCCCUGUAAAGGAUGAGGAGUACCUAUUUGUUAUCUUUGACUUCUUGAUUGGUGUCCUCAUCUUUGCCACUAUUGUGGGAAAUGUGGGCUCCAUGAUCUCCAACAUGAAUGCCACACGAGCAGAGUUCCAGGCCAAGAUUGAGGCUAUCAAACACUACAUGCAGUUCCGAAGGUCAAAAGCAAAGACAUGGAAGCCAAAGGUCAUCCUAAAAUGGUUUGACUACUUGUGGACCAAUAAGAAGACAGUAGAUGAACGAGAAGUCCUCAAGAACCUGCCAGCAAAGCUCAGGGCUGAGAUAGCUAUUAAUGUUCACUUGUCCACUCUGAAGAAAAGGCGCAUAUUCCAGGAUUGUGUUGGCCUUAUUGGUGGAACUGGUACUGAAAAGCUUAGGCCUCAGGUCUUUAGUCCUGGGAGAUUAUAUUUGCGUAAGGACGACAAGGAAAUGUACAUCAUCAAGGAGGGCAAGUUGGCAGUGGUAGCUGAUGAUGGCGUGACUCAGUAUGCCUUGCUCUCAGCUGGGAGCUGCUUUGGUGAGAUCAGUAUCCUUAACAUUAAGGGUAGCAAAAUGGGCAAUCGACGUACCGCUAAUAUCCGUAGCCUGGGCUACUCAGAUCUCUUCUGCUUGUCCAAGGACGAUCUUAUGGAAGCUGUGACUGAGUAUCCUGAUGCCAAGAAGGUCCUGGAGGAACGGGGUAGGGAGAUCCUGAUGAAGGAAGGUCUACUGGAUGAGAAUGAAGUGGCAGCUAGUAUGGAGGUAGAUGUUCAAGAGAAGCUGGAACAGUUGGAGACAAACAUGGAGACCUUGUACACUCGCUUUGCCCGCCUGCUGGCUGAGUACACUGGGGCCCAGCAGAAGCUCAAGCAACGCAUCACAGUGCUGGAGACCAAGAUGAAACAGAACCAUGAGGAUGAUUAUCUAUCAGAUGGGAUAAACACUCCUGAGCCAACUGCUGCUGAAUAGUGACUAUCCAGCCUUGGUCUGACCCCAGGAGUUACAAGUGCUGUAUAGAACUUUACAUUUACACACAUUAUGCUCAUGUCCCUCUGAACUCUCCCCAAAGCCAUGCUGAGGCUUAAGGUUUUGGCUACAUCUUGAAGUCCCCCUCUAAGUCCAGCUAACAGUCAAGCUUGUGGACAAUGCAGAUCAUGUGGCUUGAAUUUCCAAGAGCUUGACCUCCUAAGUCUGAAAAGGAAUCAGAGACUAGCUAAAUUGUCCUUCCUGGGGCUUUUCUGGUACUAGAUAUCUAGACAGUGUUCUCUGAAGAACACUGUGCACAAUGCCUGACUCCCUUUAGUUUCUUUAUAUCUAGUCACUCCCUACUGUAUUCUGCCCCAAAUACCUUUUUAAUGUGUUCUCUAAGCAGCCUGUUUCCAUGUACAUGUAUAAAUUUAAGAAUUGGCUGCAAACACUGGGCCCCCUAAACUGUCUCCCAAGGCAUGCAAGGGCCGUGAGGGGAGUGGUAGGGUGGGUUUGAGUGUGUGUGCUCAGGGUCAU